GGUGGCUGUCAUUCGUCAGUUCGCGAAAAAUGGCUGCGCUGCUCCAGCUGCUAUCAAAACAACACUCCGGCUCGAAUCGAAUUUUGGUGGAAAACCUUCGCAAAUCUUGCACCGCCCACCCAUCCAGCUACGCCGGACCGUUCCUGACCCCGAGCCGGAAUUUCCUAACGCCACCGAAAGCCUUCGACCACCGCAGACAAAAUGAGGGUUUUAGCUGGAGGUUUGCCAGCUCGGGGCCUGCGGCUCCGCCCAAAACGACCGCACUCGGCACGAACGUCCUAGGGGAUAUCUUCAGGAAGCGACAGCAAAAAGGUCCACCACAAGCUUCCGUAUCGCUGCACACCUCGGCAGCGGACGGUUCCCGGUCGUCACUCCCUCUUCAACGAUGGCAGCAGCAACAACAGCAAGCCUCAAAAUGCCCCGGUUCUCCGCUCAAACAACCAAUCCGACAUUGUUUUCAUAUAGGAGGACACCAUCCGGCCUCGGGGGAGAAACUCGGCACGUACGACGGGCCGGAGAUUACGGCGACGGACAUGAUCAAGGCGAUGGCCACGUACAUCUGGCCCAAGGACGACGCACUGGUGAGGAAGAGGGUCAUGAUCUCGCUGGGACUGCUCGGUGGCGCCAAGGUGCUGAACGUGUGCGUGCCCUUCAUGUUCAAAAUGGGCGUCGAUAACCUGAGCACGCUCAGCAUGGACACGGUUCCGCAGGCGGCCGCCUCGAUGACAGUUGCCGUGCUUUUGGGAUAUGGUAUUGCCCGAGCGGGUGCGGCCGGUUUCAACGAGCUGAGAAAUGCGGUGUUUGCGCGGGUGGCACAGCACUCGAUCCGCAAGAUCGCCACCAACGUGUUCCUGCAUUUGCACAACCUGGACUUGCAGUUUCACCUGAGCAAGCAAACGGGAGCGCUGUCCAAGACCAUCGACCGCGGCUCCCGUGGCAUCAACUUUGUCCUCACGGCGAUGGUGUUCAACGUGGUGCCGACGAUCUUCGAGCUGGCGCUGGUUUCGAGCAUUCUAGGCGUCAAGUGCGGUGCAGCCUACGCUGCCCUGUCGAUGGGCUGUGUCGGCGUGUACAGCGCGUACACGCUGGCGGUCACCCAGUGGCGAACCCAGUUCCGGGUGUACAUGAACCAGGCGGAGAACGAAGCCGGCAACAAGGCGAUCGAUUCGUUGAUCAACUACGAAACGGUCAAGUAUUUUAACAAUGAAAAGUACGAAGCCCAACGGUACGACAACGUGCUGAAGAAGUACGAGGCGGCCAGCUUGAAGACGAGCACCAGCUUGGCGUUGCUGAACUUUGGCCAGAAUGCGAUCUUCAGCGUGGCGCUGAGUGCGAUCAUGGUGAUGGCCGCGAACGAGAUCGCACAGGGGCGAAUGACGGUUGGGGAUUUGGUGAUGGUUAACGGGUUGCUCUUUCAGCUCUCGAUUCCGCUUGGGUUCUUGGGCAGUGUCUACCGAGAGGUUCGACAAGCUUUGUUGGACAUGCGGACAAUGUUUACGCUGAUGGGAGUUGAAAGUGCAAUUCAGUCUAAGGUGAACGCUCCGGCGCUUCAGGUUGAUCGCAACACUGCUUCGAUUGAGUUUAGGGACGUUAGCUUCCAGUAUAGAAACAGCAAUCCCAUAUUUGACAAGCUGAGCUUCACAAUCCCGGCGGGGAAGAAAAUCGCCAUCGUUGGUGGGUCAGGAUCUGGCAAGUCCUCCAUGGUCCGCCUUCUCUACCGGUUUUUUGAACCCACCUCCGGCCAAAUCCUGAUCAACGGACAAAACAUUCGGGAGGUAGAACUGGACAGUCUCCGGAAAGCGAUCGCGAUCGUUCCGCAGGACUCGGUCCUUUUCCAUGACACCAUCCGGCACAACAUCCACUACGGCGAUCUUUCGAAGCAGCAGGCUGAGGUCGAGGAGGCGGCCCGAAUGGCCGAUCUGCACGGAUCGAUUCUGCGAUGGCCUAAGCAGUACGACACGCAGGUGGGCGAGCGCGGCCUGAAGCUGUCCGGCGGAGAGAAGCAGCGCGUUGCGAUUGCGCGAGCAAUUUUGAAGAAUUCGCCAAUUUUGAUUUUCGACGAGGCCACCAGCAGUUUGGACUCGAUUACGGAGCAUAACAUCCUCGCUGCCUUGGCUCGGGCUACCGAACAUCGGACCAGUAUUUGCAUCGCGCACCGGCUCUCAACGGUGAUGGACGCCGACGAGAUACUGGUGCUGGAAAACGGACGCAUUGGACAGCGUGGAACGCACGAACAGCUGCUCAACAGCGGAGGUCUUUACACCAAACUUUGGGACACCCAGAACCGGUUAUACAACGUGGGAACGGCGGCCAAGGCGAAAAAAGAGGGUUCAGAAUAGAUUUUUGUUUUAGGCGAUUUAAUUACGACGUAAAAUUUGUUGAAAAUGUUAUUUUAGCCGGACGAAUGAAAUUUACCAAAUAAAUUAGACCAAUAAAAGUUAUUUUAUUCAAGUUUCAUGAA
This is a messenger RNA of Culex pipiens pallens (northern house mosquito), 2461 nucleotides long. RefSeq names its product iron-sulfur clusters transporter ABCB7, mitochondrial (gene ABCB7). Lineage: Eukaryota; Metazoa; Arthropoda; Insecta; Diptera; Culicidae. Gene Ontology annotation, molecular function: ABC-type transporter activity; ATP hydrolysis activity; ATP binding. The record is from RefSeq and is a predicted model, not a curated record. Gene Ontology annotation, biological process: intracellular iron ion homeostasis; transmembrane transport. Gene Ontology annotation, cellular component: mitochondrial inner membrane. Bases 30 to 2339 code for a protein of 769 amino acids. The transcript is spliced from 7 exons.